This is a messenger RNA of Haliotis rufescens (red abalone), 3247 nucleotides long. RefSeq names its product organic cation transporter protein-like. Gene Ontology annotation, molecular function: transmembrane transporter activity. Lineage: Eukaryota; Metazoa; Mollusca; Gastropoda; Lepetellida; Haliotidae. The transcript has 10 exons. Gene Ontology annotation, cellular component: membrane. The record is from RefSeq and is a predicted model, not a curated record. Gene Ontology annotation, biological process: transmembrane transport. Bases 169 to 1842 code for a protein of 557 amino acids.
UUGAGAUCUACGAGUUCUUACAUUAGUUACACUUCCUACCCACCACACUGUGCUGAGAUUGAAUAAUGAGUGAAGGAUAUCCCAGAGGAAAACCUAAUGUCACUCAAUGUAUGUAUGAGCAUACACAUCGCAUGUGUGCGUCGGACAAGCAAGGUCUAACACUGUACAAUGGCGUCCAACGUUCAAGUGGAUCCUCUGUUGAAUGCUUUGAACGGAAAAGGUCGUUACCAGAUACUACAGUUUUCCCUCUGCAAAGCAUCUACAAUUUCUGUAGCAGUUGUUAUAUUCAGCUUUGUUUUUGUUGGAAGAAACAUUCCACACGUCUGCAGUAAGCCCAGCAACACGUCGGAAGUCAUCACAGCCAUUGACGAUGACACCUUCACCAUCAAUAACAGCAACAUCUAUUACGACAAGUGUAACAUCAGAAUCGUCGCCAACGUUAGUGGCCACACGGAGACGAAACAGCUGCCAUGUCUCUUUGGUUACAUCUUUUCUGAAAGGAAGGACCUCUCCAUAAUAUCAGACUACUAUAUUCAGAUGGAGCUAGUUUGUGAGAAGGCUCCUCUUCGGGCAUUGGGUAUGUCCCUCUUCUUUCUGGGCCAAGUUAUAGGAGCAGCCACACUGCCAAUAGUAUCCGACCGCCAUGGAAGACGACCAGUUCACCUCAUCUCGCACUUCUGUGUUCUGGUUCUUGGAAUCUGUGCAUCCUUCUCACCUAAUUACACAGUUUUUCUUGUGGUGCGGUUCUUUACUGGAAUAGUGCAUUCGGGCUUAGUUUUGACUGAUGCAACAAUUUCUGUGGAGCUGUUCCCUGCGCAGCACCGGAAGUUGUUCGGCUUUAUCACCAAUCAGUUCCGGGUUUGGGGUUUGGUGGUAUUAGCCGGCCUUGCCUACUCGCUACGGGAUCAGUCUUGGAGAUGGUUACAGCUGGGACUAACUUCCGUCUCCCUUUCCGUAAUUCCCGCAGCAGUUCUUCUUGAUGAGACUCUACGAUGGCUGAUUGUCCACGGUAGGGUGGACGACAUCAGGAAAACCCUAGAGAAGGCAGCGAGAAUGAAUAAAGUUGAUAAAAGACAUGUCAUGGAAGAAUUUGGAAAUAUCCAAGACCAUCACAAGUCACUGUUACCGAGGAGGCUGUCCCUUGAAAUGGAACCUAACAGCCCAACAUCCCAAGGAAAAGAAGAUUCUGAAAACACAGUGAAAGUUACACAUUCUCUGGCUGAUCUGUUGAAAGUCAAACGAUUGGCAAUCAAUACAAUUGUCAUGUGGUUCAUCUGGCUGUCGUCUAGUAUGAUCCUCCUAGGAAUCUACCUGAACUCAGAAUCAUUAGCUGCAGGCAGAUAUAUCAACUUCUUUGUGAUCGCCAUCAUCCCCUGUCCGUCUGGUGUCAUUUUCUAUUUCAUGGUUGACAGAUAUGGACGGAAGACGACGCUCCGGGCGCUGUACGUAAUAACAACUGGGGGGCUGGCAGUAGCUACAGCUGUCAGAAUCUUCUCGGUGAGUGAUGGAAAUGCAGCAAUUGCCUCGACCAUCUUCUCCUGUUUUGGAGCCAUGGGAAUAACGGAAAUUACGUCAACGUUGUUCUUUUACACUCCAGAAAUGUUUCCAACCACGAUGAGAAACGUUGGCCUGGGAUCAUCAGCUGCUAUUGGCAGAGUUGGAGGCAUAGUGAUUCCGUUUAUAAUACUGAUGGCAGAUGAUAUCACCUGGGCGCCGGGUGUCAUAUUAACUGCAAUGGCUGUCAUCACCUUGGUUCUUAUUCAAGUGUUGCCGGAGACCAAAGGAAGAGAACUUCCACAGACUCUGGAAGACCUGAAAGGCUGGUACAGAGAGUCGUCAUGACAUGGACACACAGUCUGUUUUCAAUCCAUGCCUGUGUACUGAUGUUCCGUUACUCAUUGUAUAUUGUACUGACAUAUAAAAAGUGUUAUGAAUUAGGAGAGGACCAAUUUAUUGAUAAAUAUAUUCAUUUGCGUUUGUAUAUUUUGACUUGACCUGGUAUUGGUUUUGAAUUUCUCUUUCAUUUUUCACCAACACCAAUAUUAUGAUAUGACUAUACCUGUUCCGCGUCUUUUAUUUAACGUCCUUGUAACUUGUACGGCGUCAUUAGAGAAUGUCAUGUAUGGGCCAGAUUAUCGAUAAAUAAUAAACAAUAGAAGAGGUCAUUACUUUUCUGUUGAUCGUUAAUGACUUGAGGAUAUGUUGGCAAACUUCAUACAGAACGCUGACCUUGGACACAUCAUAUAAAAAGUGUUAUAAAUGUAGAAAGGACCAUUAUAUCAAUCAAAAUAUUCAUGUGCGUUUGUACAUUUUGACUUGACCUGGUGUUGGUUUUGAAUUUCUCUUUCAUUUUUUACCAACACCAACAUAAUGAUAUGACUUGCUGCCCUUUCUCUGCGCACCCAGAGAUACAUUUUGAGAUGAAAUGUUUGUUAUGUCACACACAAAGCGUAUACCUGUUCCACGUCUUUUAUUUAACGUCCUUGUAACUUGCACCACGUCAUUAGAGAAUGUAUACAGAUAGAUAUGUUUCUGUGGGUUUUGCACAAUACAUGCAGAACGAUCUCGUAUCCUCACUGGAACUAGAUAUAUAGAUCAAAAUAAUCUCAGAUCUACGUUUUAAAACAAUAAGUCAGUUGUUGGAAAGGGUAAAAUGUAACAUAUCAAUUUUAUCAGUUCCAAACGCCCCUUUCCCUUGAUUAUCCAGUGUAUUAUAUUUAGUGUGAUAAUUAAGCCCAGGCUUAUUUUGGAACCACAUUAAUCCGCGCUGCACGUUGGUCUGUGGUAUCGUCUUGUGGCUUUUCUUACAAUACUUUAUUUCAAGUGUUGUUUGUUUACUGUCUUGAAAGAUUAUUAAUAGAACGGACACAGUACAACUAUUUCUUAUCGAUUUUAACUAAGAAAGUAAGACAAAUUUUAUUUGCGAAAUACACACAUAUGGCGCACAAUGACAACUGUAAACGAAGGGCAUUUGUCUUUUCAGCAUAAUUUGCAUUGUCUAUGAUCAUGUAAAGAUGAACAUUCAUAUUUUUCAUGAGCCUAUUCCAAUGCUUGUGUUGUAAUUGUAAUUACAUACUUAUGUAUUCAUAAAUGUACAUGUCAUGUAUGGGCCAGAUUAUCGAUAAAUACUAAAUAAUAGAAGAGGUCAACUUUUCUGUUGAUCGUUAAUGACUUGAGGAUAUGUUGGCAAACUUCAUAUAGAACGCUGACCUUGGACACAUCAGUCCAUAAUAAUUAUGUAUACACA